This is a messenger RNA of Ambispora leptoticha, 417 nucleotides long. Lineage: Eukaryota; Fungi; Glomeromycota; Glomeromycetes; Archaeosporales; Ambisporaceae. The record is from the annotation of a GenBank genome assembly.
AUGGAAAAAAGUGACGAGGAAUGGCGAGCUAUUCUCACACCUGAACAAUUUCGUGUCUUGCGUCAAAAAGGAACCGAGGCACCCGGGACAGGCGAAUAUAAUAAAUUUAAAGGAAAAGGUGUAUAUAACUGUGCGGCAUGUAACGCUCCACUAUACGUAUCUGAUACAAAAUUUGAUUCGGGUUGCGGUUGGCCAGCUUUCUUUGACGCAAUUCCAGGUGCUAUUAAACGAUACGAAGAUAGUUCACAUGGAAUGCGAAGGAUUGAAAUUACUUGCGCUAAUUGUGGUGGACAUUUAGGACAUGUUUUUAAGGGUGAAGGAUGGAAAUUCACAGAAGCAGAUGAACGACAUUGCGUAAAUAGCGUUAGUCUCACAUUCCAAGAAAAGGAUGAUAACAAACAAAUAGAGAGCACAUAA